AGUUUUAUAUUUUUAACAUAUUGUUUCUUAAUUUUCCAGAUGUAACCAUUUCUAUGAAACACAUGGAUAUUCAAGAAACGUCAACUGCAACUGACAUAGAGAUGUCCAUAAGGCUAGGAACGUCCACUGCAACUGACAUAGAGCCGUCUAUAACGUCAGAAACGCCGACUGCAACUGACAUAGAGCAAAUUAUAAUGUCAGAAACAUCAACUGCAACUUUCAUGGAGAAGUCUGUAAGGCCAGAAACGUCAACUGCAACUGACAUAGAGCCAUCUAUAAUAUCAGAAAUGCCAACUGCAACUGACAUAGAGCCAUCCAUAAUGCCUGAUUUGUCUGAACAAUUUGAAGAUGUACAAGAAAUUGAAGAUGUACACCACAGAAAGGAACAUGUUAAAAUGUCAACGAGUUUAAGAACACAAGAGGAAGACCAGAAGAAGGAAAUAGAUAAGAUGAAUAGAGAGCUAGCACUUCCAGAGGACCUCGGUGAAAGGGUGCUUGAAUAUACGUCAACGAAAAAACCCGGCAAAGGAAAUGAGCUAUCUGUAAAGAUAUACGAUUUUGCAGGCCAGCAGGUUUAUGCUUCAACACAUCAGGUAUUUUUGGCAUCAAAAGCUGUUUAUAUUCUUGCAUUCAAUCUUUUGGAUGACUUAGAUUCAAAUCUCAAACAUGAGCAUGUCCAAUACAGUGAUCAGACUCGCUUCGAUAAGGUGAAGAUGAAGUUAAAACUAAAGAGUUCAUCAAAGACAGUAGAGCUUGAAGAGACAAAUCUUGAACGGCUUCAUUUUUGGCUGAAGUCAAUACAUGCAAAUGGAAAAGUAAGUGGACAAGCAGCAGGUCAACAGCAACUGUCACCACCUGUAUUCAUUGUUGGAACACACAUGAAAAAAUUAUCUGGAAACAAAAAAGGAAGAGAAAAGAAGCUUAAACAGAUUGAGGAGAAGAUAUUUUUGUCAUUGAAAAAUACUCCUUAUCAACGUCAUGUUGUUACAAAACUGUUUGCCGUUGAAAACAGUUUAGAUGAAGACAGUGGAAUUUCAGAACUUAGAAGUCACUUGGAAGAGGUUUGCCUUGCUGAGCCCUACAUGGAUUUUCUUACCCCAGUAACCUGGCUGAAAUUGCUUGCAGAUCUAGAGGAGAAGCGAAAUGAAGGAAAGCACUGUCUUAAGCUAGAAGAGGUGAAGGCCUUGGCUGAGGAAUGCAAAAUCAAGGGAAGUAUCCACAUUGUUUUGAACUUCUUUCAAGAUAUCGGAGAGGUUGUUUAUUUUGGGAGAGAGGAAGAUCCUGACGGAAACCUUUUGAAAGAAAAUAUCAUUCUGGAUCCACAAUGGCUGGUUGACUUGUUUAGAACUGUCAUAACACACAUAAAUUUUGAUGAGCAACAUGCAGACUAUAAGAAUUCAUGGAGGAGGCUGAAAGAAGAAGGAAUCUUGCAGGAACGAUUAGCAGAUCGUUUGUGGAAGGAUGUUGGGGUGUCAAAGGAAUUCUUGUUUGAGAUUAUGAACCAGUUCUAUCUUAUUUGUGAGAAGAUGUGUUCAGAAAAGGAUGUAGGAUCUGAAUCAUCCGAAGCUGGAAGGCUAUUCCUUGUACCCUGUCUCUUCAAAGACUUCAAGUGUAAUCCUGAUGACCUUGUGGAAAAUAAGUUUCCUAUGAUACGUUUCUUCAUGGACUUCCAAGGGUUCCUUCCCAGCGGACUCUUCCAUAAGGCACUCGUUAGGAUUAUUGCCUGGUCUCAGGAUCAAGGAGGUCGUGAUCUGCCACUAUAUCGCAAGCGUGGAGAGUUCUAUGUAGAUCAUGCUCACGACAUGGUCUUGCAGUUAAGUCCACUUGACAAGUCUACGGUUGAGGUUAUGAUUCUGAGGGUUGAUGGAAAAGCACAGGAUCCUUGUAAAAGGAUUUGUAGAAAGGUGUACCAGUUACUAAAAGAUUGUUUUGGUGACAUCUGUACAAUAUGGGCGAAAGGUCUGAACUACCAAUUUGCUAUCGCAUGUGAUCAAUGUAAACGUGACAAACCACAUCUGCAUCCAUUUGAAGAUUGCCAAAAACCGAAAGUUCCUUGUUCCAAAUCCAAACGGAUGGAUGUGACUAAAUACCAGGAGAGCUUUCUGAAAGAAUAUUAUGAAUCUACUUGCCCAGAUUGCAGCCUUUGCAGAAGUGACCAAAGUCCUGCACGCCCAAUCGCAGCAGCAGCAAGUGCAAUUCCCAAGGAAACAGAGCAAUUAUCAGCUCCAGCCCAAAAAGAAGACGCUCAAGUGUCAACUCGAGGUAGGGAUUUGUAAUUGCUCUAAUGGUAUAUUUGAAAGAUGAGUAAAUCAUUCUAUAAUGUAAUUACUAAGGAUUUUUGUUAUAUUUUUUAUGAUAAAUCAUAUAGAAGUUCAGUAAAGUUGAAAUGCCUGUUGCAUCAUGGCCAAUAUUGCUACACAACAUUCUACUAUACCUAGUCUGUUGCCACUUAGCCUAUUGGUGGUAUCUGGUUUGUUGCUAGCUGGUUCUUUAAUA
This is a messenger RNA of Anneissia japonica, 2496 nucleotides long. RefSeq lists its product as uncharacterized. The record is from RefSeq and is a predicted model, not a curated record. The transcript is spliced from 19 exons. NCBI's taxonomy places the organism in Eukaryota, Metazoa, Echinodermata, Crinoidea, Comatulida, Comatulidae. The coding region runs from base 54 to 2276 and encodes 740 amino acids.